UCGCGGAACUCGAUGUCACACGCCGAUCCGUCUGCGCAGCGGUGCAUAAAGACAAAACACCUAAAACACACCAGCUCGUGCUUUAAAAUCACACUUUCACGUCAUAUAAGUUAAUCAUGUGAUAAGAGAUGCCAUCUUACACAACGCUAUCAUUCGCAAUAUCAUAAAUAUUAGCCCGGCGCGAGUGAACUUUGCUCAGUUCAGCAACUUGAGUAAAUAUUGGCUCAAAACUCACUGAGACAAGAGUCACUUACAGUUAUAGUUAUAGUGGUGCACAAAAGGUAUGGAGAUAACAUUUCGUGGAAAACGAGCUCUGGUAACCGGAGCUGGCAAAGGCAUCGGACGGGCCACUUCACUGGCUCUGGCACGCUGUGGGGCAGAGGUCACUGCUGUCACACGAACUAAGGCUGAUCUGGAUAGCCUAGUGCAGGAGUGUCCCUCCAUUAAGCCAGUAUGCGUGGACCUGUCGGACUGGGAAGCCACUGACCGGGCGCUGAAAGACGUCGGUCCAGUGGAUCUGCUGGUGAACAAUGCAGCUUGUGCUAAACUCCAGCCUUUCCUGGAGGUCACACCAGAUCAGUUCGACAUGUCUUUUAAUGUCAAUGUUAAAGCUGCUCUUCAGGUUGCUCAGAUUGUAGCUAAAGGCAUGAAGACUAGGGGAAGCGGAGGCUCCAUAGUCAAUGUUUCUAGUCAGGCUUCACAAUGUGCCCUGAAAGACCAUGCUGUCUACUGUGCCACAAAAGGAGCUUUGGACAUGUUGACCAGAGUUAUGGCGCUAGAGUUGGGGCCACAUCAGAUAAGAGUAAACUCGGUCAACCCAACCGUGGUGAUGACAGAGAUGGGUAAAAUUGGGUGGAGUGACCCGGAGAAGGCCAAGAGCAUGACAUCACGUAUCCCACUGGGGAAAUUUGCAGAAGUGGAGGAUGUGGUCAACUCCAUCCUCUUCCUGCUGAGUGAAAAGAGUGCCAUGACCAAUGGAGUCAUCCUGCCGGUGGAUGGGGGUUAUCUGGCUUGCUGAUGGAUACUUGCUUACAAUUGUCUCUCUAAAGCCGGUAGAGAAAACAUGUUGAAGUCAGGCUCAUGUUAUGGCGACAUGAAGCUGAAAUUAUUUCUUUUCCUGUACCUGUUAAAACACAUUAAAAGAGUUACAAUAUGCAUACUGUA
This is a messenger RNA of Triplophysa dalaica, 1164 nucleotides long. RefSeq names its product dicarbonyl/L-xylulose reductase (gene dcxr). Gene Ontology annotation, biological process: glucose metabolic process; xylulose metabolic process. Bases 284 to 1018 code for a protein of 244 amino acids. The transcript is spliced from 9 exons. Gene Ontology annotation, molecular function: L-xylulose reductase (NADPH) activity; carbonyl reductase (NADPH) activity. Lineage: Eukaryota; Metazoa; Chordata; Actinopteri; Cypriniformes; Nemacheilidae. The record is from RefSeq and is a predicted model, not a curated record.